This is a messenger RNA of Hippoglossus stenolepis (Pacific halibut), 1033 nucleotides long. RefSeq names its product H-2 class I histocompatibility antigen, Q9 alpha chain. NCBI's taxonomy places the organism in Eukaryota, Metazoa, Chordata, Actinopteri, Pleuronectiformes, Pleuronectidae. Gene Ontology annotation, cellular component: external side of plasma membrane. The record is from RefSeq and is a predicted model, not a curated record. Gene Ontology annotation, biological process: immune response.
AUGUCUGUGGAGAAAGAGCUCAUCUACCUUCAGCCCAGCAAAGAGGAAUACACCACCGCGCUCACCAUGUUCGCACCUUUAUCCUGCUUCUCUGGCAGGAGCACACAGCGCGACGGCACAUUUGAGAAGUUUAAGAUUCACUCUCUGAAGUAUUUCAACACUGCGUCCUCAAGUCCAAACUUUCCCAGGUUUGUGGCUGUUGGUUUGGUUGAUGACGUUCAGAUGAUUCACUAUGACAACCCAACACAGAGAAAAGCAGAACCCAAACAGGACUGGAUUAAAACGCAAAAUGAUGCAAAGUACUGGGAGAGUGAGACUCAGGGUAUUUGAGUUUCAGCAGUGGUACAAAGUCAGCAUGAAACAGCAAGGCCUUCCAGCCAAACUGGAGGUGUUCACAUUGCCCAGUACAUGUCUGGAUGUGAAUGGGACGAUGAGACUGGAGAAGUUAAAGGUUAUGAGCAGCAUGGUUAUGAUGGAGAAGACUUCAUAUCAUGGGACAUGGAGACAGAGACGUGGAUCGCUCCAACAUCACAGAGUGUCAUCACCAAACUGAAGUGGGAUCAGAAUAAAGCUCUACUCGCUCAGAAUAAGAACUACCUCCUCCAGGAGUGUCCUUUCUGGCUGAAGAAGUACCUGGAGCAGGGGAGGAGCUCUCUGCUGAGAACAGAGCUUCCCAGGAUUUCUCUCCUCCAGAAGUCUCCCUCCUCUCCAGUCAGCUGCCACGCUACAGGUUUCUUCCCCGACAGCGUCAUGUUGUUCUGGAGGAAAGACGGGGAGGAGCUUCAUGAGGACGUGGACCUCGGAGAGGUCCUCCCCAACCAUGACGGGACCUUCCAGAUGAGCGCUGACCUGAAGGUUUCAUCCAUCUCCCCUGAAGACUGGAGGAGGUACGACUGUGUGUUCCAGAUCUCUGGUGUGAAGGAGGACAUCGUCACCAAACUGGACAAAGACUCCGUCGAGUCCAACAGAGGUGAGACUUGAACCAGUGAGGACGCUGGGACACACAUUUCAUCUACAGUAACAGUCCUGCAGG